CGGUAUGGCCGCCCGCGCAAUCCGUACGGCCUGCAGAGAGGCGUCUGGCGGUCGAGUUGUGGGAGCGCCGUGGGGGAGGCGCUGGGCCACAGGGGUCCGGAAGCCUGGCGGGCGGCCGUGGGAGGGCGCGCGUCCUGGCGGAGGUGCGAGCACGGGCCGCACGUGUGUCCGCUCGCCGCGGCCGCCGCUGCGUUCCCCGGUCCUAGCCGCGGUCACCUGAGACCAGGCGGCCCCUAGCGCUAAGCCGGCCGCGGCCCCGAGAGGCUCUGCUCUCGCCUGCCUGAGCUCCGGCCUUGGCCGGCCUGGGAGCUUCGCAGUUGGCCACACCGGCCUUUUCCGCGCCGGUGACUGGCCAUAUUCGAAGGAGGAUUUCAGUGGACGUUAGGGGACCGAGAGGGGCUCCUGUGAGAGACCGAAGUUUCCGUCCCCACAGCCCUGUCCUUGCUGAAAAGAGAUUGCGUCAGAGCCCCUGCACCCCAGAAACGAGUCAGGCCUUCAGGCGUCUCGGGCAGCCGAAAUCUCUGCCGAGAGACGACACAUCCGACCGGAGAGCUGCUACUGCUCUAACUAGAACGUUAGGGCAAAAAUCGCAAAGCCUGGGGAAACGGGCACAUCUUAGAGCUGCUGGGGCCAGUGGGAUUUUCUUACCCUCAUGGGUUUGCGGGGGAGGCUUGGCCUGUUUGGUCCAAAGCCUAGUGGAGAGGGGCGAGGGAGGUGCAGCUUGGAGAGACAGGAAAGGCACCCGAGGAGAGGGUGUGUGAAGGUAGCAGGAGCUGAUUAACUUUUUUCCUACAGUCUUGCUAGACUGCUGCUGAGUCUAUGUCCUGCAAGGUGGACUUGAUUUUCAUGGUUUUUUCGCUUUCCCUAACUCUACUUUUCCAGGCAUCUGUCCUUCUUGAGAGGAGGAAAUGACCAAGUUCCAGGAACCAGUAACCUUCAAGGAUGUCUCUGUGGAUUUCACCGAGGAGGAGUGGGGUUGCUGGACCCUGCUCAGAGGAAGCUGCACACAGCUGUGAUGCUGGAAAACUACAGUCACUUGGUCUCAGUGGGGGACACCUCUGCUGACUGGGCUUGGGAUGGAUCUAAUAAGAAUCCAGAUGGAGACUUGAAUGAAAAUUCUGUGGAGAAUCAACAGAAAGGACUUAGGUUAUCUCUUACCUGAAUAGCUUUCCUCCUGGCAAAUUUUGGAAGAGGUGGCCAGUACAAUAACUGGGAGUCAGGAUUAAAUUGUGAAUCUUCAGUGUACAGGAACCCUGAACUAGAUCUUCCCACUUGUCAAAAGUGGGGAGAAGCAUCUUCUCAUAUUUCCAAAAACAAAAGCAGUUUGGUGACUCUUCAGAGUGAUGAUUUAAAAAACAUGGAAAGUGAAGAAUAUUUGUCUUUGAAAGUCCCAAGCCAAAUGGCCACACAGGACUCCUCAGUGACGUUCUGUAAGAAUGAGCCCCAAGAUCCUCAGGAAAACAAAAGUCUGUUUGUAACUGAAGAAAGCACUGAGAGGAAAAUCUCAGAGGGGAAAAGUCCUCCCAUCGGCCAUUGUUCAGAGAAACUUCAAAAUAAACUUGUGUCUGAUGUAAAAGAAGUGGUCUCGCCCUCAUUCAGAGGUGAGACAAUAUGCCAGAUUGGCCAGUCAAAAGAAUCCUUGGAUCCCUUUGACUGUAACCACAAGGACAUUUGUGGUUGGAAAUCAUGGGUGAUCAGUCGUAGUCAUCAGAGAGCUCAUACAGAGGAGAAGCCCUGUACCCAUUAUGACUGUGGGAAAAUACGUACCACCAGCCCAGCUGGUCACCCAGGUGAGAAAAUCCACACUGCCGAGAAACUAUACAGAUGUAGUCAGUGUGGUAGGGACUUCAGUGAGCGCUCAGAGCUAGUCCUUCAUCAGAGGGACCACACAGAAGAAAAGCCCUACAGAUGUGAUCAGUGCGGGAAGGGCUUCACGAGAAGCUCAAGUCUCCUCAUCCACCGCGAAGUCCACGCAGAUGAGAAGCCUUAUAAGUGCGACAAGUGUGGGAAGGGCUUCACGAGGAGUUCAAGUCUGCUCAUUCAUCACUCAGUCCACACAGGCGAGAAGCCUUACAAAUGUGACAAGUGCGGGAAGGGCUUUACCCAGAGCUCCAAACUGCAUAUCCACCAGCGAGUGCACACUGGAGAGAAGCCCUAUGAGUGCGGGGAGUGUGGUAUGAGCUUCAGUCAGCGCUCCAACCUGCACAUCCACCAGCGCAUCCAUACAGGGGAGAGGCCCUACAAGUGUGGAGAGUGUGGGAAGGGCUUCAGUCAGAGUUCAAACCUUCACAUCCACCGGUGCUCACACACGGGGGAGAAGCCUUACCAGUGCUAUGAGUGCGGGAAGGGCUUCAGCCAGAGCUCAGACCUCCGCAUCCACCUCAGAGUCCACACUGGAGAGAAGCCCUAUCACUGCGGCAAGUGCGGGAAGGGAUUCAGCCAGAGCUCCAAACUCCUUAUCCACCAGAGAGUCCACACUGGAGAGAAGCCCUACGAGUGCAGCAAGUGUGGGAAGGGCUUCAGCCAGAGCUCCAACCUCCACAUCCACCAGCGGGUCCACAGGAAAGAUCCCCAUUAAAUGAGGUCUUCAAUCGCAUGCUUGUACACUAAAGACUUAUUUUUAACAUCA
This is a messenger RNA of Balaenoptera ricei (Rice's whale), 2629 nucleotides long. It is a transcript of the gene ZNF239, whose product is annotated as zinc finger protein 239. The coding region runs from base 1358 to 2578 and encodes 406 amino acids. Gene Ontology annotation, molecular function: DNA-binding transcription repressor activity, RNA polymerase II-specific. The transcript is spliced from 4 exons. The record is from RefSeq and is a predicted model, not a curated record. NCBI's taxonomy places the organism in Eukaryota, Metazoa, Chordata, Mammalia, Artiodactyla, Balaenopteridae. Gene Ontology annotation, biological process: negative regulation of transcription by RNA polymerase II.